This is a messenger RNA of Haliotis rubra (blacklip abalone), 1622 nucleotides long. RefSeq lists its product as uncharacterized. The record is from RefSeq and is a predicted model, not a curated record. NCBI's taxonomy places the organism in Eukaryota, Metazoa, Mollusca, Gastropoda, Lepetellida, Haliotidae. The transcript is spliced from 5 exons. Bases 222 to 899 code for a protein of 225 amino acids.
UGCGCCUUCAUUGAUGCUCUGGGUAAAACCCACCCGAAAUUGCGUAUUACGUCUGGAUAAAACCUUCUUGACAGAAUGACUUCUGGUCACUCUUGUGCUGCCGUCCACGGAGUCAACAACUUCGCCCCUGACACCGUGCCCACUCUGGCUGACAUAACGUGCGUGAUCAUCAUCAGUUGUUUUGCGUCUUGGAUCAAGUUUGAAAACGGAUAAAAUCCAACAUGGCUGAUCACCUGUCUUUCCUCGGCUCUGUUCUGCUGAUAUGCUUCAUUGCCGAGUCGAGUUGUAAACCGACCUGUGGGAAGGCGUUUUACCUUGAUGCCGCUACCGGCAAUUGUGAUCCCUGUAGCGAUAUCUGUCAACACGUUGUCGUCCAAAACACCGUUGACUUGUGCAAUGACAAGUGUCCAGGUUACCUCGAUGCUGUCAACUGGAGGCUGUGCCUAACCACACAGUACUAUGACGACGUAGUGGGGCGGUGCGAGGAGUGUGACGAGUUGUGUCGACACGCCCAGCAGACAGGCCGACAAGAACAGUGCAACCGACAUUGCCCAAAGUGGACAACUCCAACCGUGUAUGGUAUUGGUGCUGUUACUGUCGCAUCCUCAAAUGUUAACGGAUCAACAGAGCCGGAAAGUCAUGCAUCAGUGGACAGUAAACAUAAUAUUCCUCUGAUUGUCCUCUGUAGUAUUGCUGGGGUAGUUACUGUUUUAAUUCUGGUCACUGUGGCCCUCAAAACAAGACGUGAGCUGUCCAGACGAAUCACCCACAGACUGACCAAGGCAAAAUGUACCAAGAGUGGGACACAAGAGCGUGGGCAGGCACAGGAAGAAAUGCAGAGAUUAAGUGUUCCUGAAACAGAAAGACCGCCGCCUUCUGCACCUGUCAUAGACACUUAGUUACCUGUACUUUCAACGAAUUUCAAAUGUGGAUGAGCUGGUCAAGGAUCUGGAAAUUGAUGUUAAUGACCACAUUGGUGACAGUGGUAUAUGCAGUUAUUAUAGCGCUGUGCUGGCGAUGAACAAAACAAGGAUCAACAUCACCUUGCCUGUGGUGCAGGCAAGCAUAGCAUAGCCACCAUAAGGACUGGCAAAAGGUCAUGAAUCUGGAUAUAGGACUAGAUGUUGAAAGUCAAGGAAAUGGGUGGGGAAAAACGGUGACAAAAAGGGUUAUCUAGAUGGGUUUACCAGCAGUUUUCUGAUGGUACCUAGGCGAACCAUGCAAAAUAACUGAGAAAGCCUUUAACGCGAGGGCAGUCAAACGAUGUAAAUAUGCAUGGCAUAUACCUACUUAUUGUACUUUCGACAGGAGCACGGGUCAAACGGUCCAAAAGUACCAUGCAUAAUUUUAUAUUAUGAUAUUGCAUACUAAAUCCAUCUUUGAUGCGAGAUUAAUGUGUUAUAUAAGUGCAAGUAUGUCCACAAGGAUGGUGUAUUAUGAGAUCUGUUUGGGAUGUAGCAUAAUAUGUAAGAAUGAUACAUGGUUGACGUGAUGAAAUAUUGACGUUAACUUGUACUUCAGUCACUAUGGUGGAUUAAAAUGAAGUUUGAAGUUAUUGGGUCUUUCCACUUCUCUAGAGCAGUUAUAUCAGUUUUUAUGAAUAAAAUGGAUCUGUCAUUAUU